GAGAAGAGAGAGUGAAGUCUCACAAAGCUCACUGAAGCAUUUAAAACGCACACUCAAAGACUCAAAGCUCGCAGCCGCGCACACUAUAAAAGCCCAAAGCUAUUGUCCGAUGGGGUUUUAUCUCUUACCUUUGGCGGCUCUCUAAAUUCUCCACCCUCCAGCUGCUCUAAGAAACCCUAAUUUUCUCUCGCAAACACUGUUUUUAUAUAAGAAGUCAGUGCUUUUUUUCCUUUUUUUUUUUUUUUUGGAAUAAAAUUGAUAAAUAAAUUUUCGGAUUGAGUUUGGAGGAGGCGAUAAUGGAGGGCUCGAAAGGAGAAGAAGCGCAGAAACAGCAGGAGUUUGUUUUGGCUUCCAUUUCUGAGCUUGCGUCGUCGUCUUCUUCUUCUUCUUUGACGCCUGCGGUUGCUCGGUUUAGCUCGGAAGACGGAGUUGGAGAGCAGCAGGAGGCUGAGUCCGAUGCUCGCGUCAAUGUCGAUCUUCAAACUGCUCAGCUAUUCAAGUUAGGCCCCGUGCAGUCAGUUUGCAUAUCUGAAGGUUCUGAUACGGGCACAGAGAAAUUGUUUUCAAGGGGAGUCACUAUCCAUUUUAAAAAUGAGGAGGAGAGCGGAGCCUUCCAUAAUGCAUUUGACCAGUGGAAGAAGGACUUUAUUGUUCAAGGAGAGAAACUACCAAAUGGAGAAAUAUCAUCUUCCAAAAGCAAGUUUGAUGAUAAAAUAGAGCCAUCUUCUGCUAAAAUGUAUUUCCACUACUAUGGACAAUUGCUACAUCAACAGAACAUGUUGCAAGAUUAUGUUAGGACAGGAACCUAUUAUGCUGCAGUAAUAGAAAAUCGUGUGGAUUUUACGGGUCGUGUGGUGGUUGAUGUUGGUGCUGGUAGUGGUAUUUUGUCAUUAUUUGCUGCUCAGGCUGGUGCUAAGCAUGUUUAUGCUGUGGAAGCAUCUGAAAUGGCAGAAUAUGCUCGCAAGCUAAUUGCAGGGAACCCUUCACUGGGUCAAAGGAUAACAGUAAUCAAAGGUAAAGUUGAGGAGGUUGAAUUGCCUGAGAAAGCAGAUAUUCUUAUCUCGGAGCCAAUGGGCACCUUGUUAAUUAAUGAAAGAAUGUUGGAGACCUAUGUCAUUGCAAGAGAUCGAUUUCUUCAGCCAAAUGGAAAAAUAAUUGAUUACUUCUGCAGGAUACACAUGGCACCUUUCAGUGAUGAAUAUUUGUUUGUUGAAAUUGCAAAUAAGGCCCUCUUCUGGCAGCAACAAAAUUAUUAUGGUGUUGAUUUGCAACCGUUGUAUGCAUCUGCAUUCCAGGGAUAUUUUUCACAGCCUGUGGUAGAUGCUUUUGAUCCAAGAUUAUUGGUGGCUCCUUCAAUGUCUCAUGUGAUUGACUUUACCAAAAUAAAUGAAGAGGACUUGUAUGAAUUCGAUAUACCAUUACGGUUUGUUGCUGCUGUAGGCACUAGAGUGCAUGGGUUAGCAUGCUGGUUUGAUGUCUUAUUUGACGGGAGUACUGUACAAAGGUGGCUUACCACUGCGCCUGGUGCACCAACAACUCACUGGUACCAAUUACGCUGCGUUCUCUCUCAGCCCAUUUAUGUAAUGGCAGGACAAGAAAUAACUGGCCGACUUCACAUGAUUGCCCACAAUGCGCAAAGUUACACAAUAUAUCUUACAUUGGCAGCUAAAAUGUGGGGGCCUGGUGCUGAGCAGGGAGGAAUAAUUCAGGAAUCCUCUUGUAAACUUGAUCUUAAAGAGCCAUACUAUAGAAUGUCCCAACCACAAGCCUAUACAAUAACCCAAGAUCAGCAACCACAUCAGCAAAUACAGGCACAGGAUAUACCAAUUCACUCUCAGGAUUUCGAAGAUUCAGAAUUUAUUCCACAACCAUCACCAAGUUCUGGCGUAAAGAUGACAUUGGCAGAUUUUGCUAGAUCCACUGGUUCGUUGAAAGACACUUUAUGAUAUGGGCAUCUCUGUUUGUAACAUAGAAACCGCUCUGCUUUAGCAAGUGCUGCUAUGGUUCCCCGUUAGUCCCCGCCACUUCCCCAGUUAAUUGGUCUCUCCCGCAUUUACAUGUUAGGGCUUAACCCUGUAAAUUAGAUAUUCAUUUGAGUGCUUGUGCAGCAGAUUUGUGCAAUUUUUAUCGUGAUCUCCAGCUUAUCAAUAAAACUCGGUCUGUUGCAAAAUAUUUUCUAGGCUUGGGGUCAUGGGCAUUCUGCAAUAUGCUUCCCAACUGAUUUACAAAGGAAAAUUUUGAAAUGAGAAGACACCAGUAAUGCCAUGCAAAGUUAGGUCAUGGCCAUUUGAUGUCUUUUUGCUAUGUACCCUCCCGAUUGGACGUGCUCUAUUCCUUGGAGUGCGGUAUUGAAGGACAAGCAAAUGAUGAGCUUGAUCUUCUCUAUUGGUAAGGCUAAUUUCUAAACAGUAUGCAGAUUGUUGUGUUUGUAUGAUAACCUGUUGCACACAUUUAAAAAAACUGGGGUGUGCAUGGUUUGAAAUCAAAUUUGCAUAAUGUAAAAUUGGAUUGCGGAUUUUUCAGUUCAAUCCAAUCUGAUUAGAGCUUAGGAGCGGAUCUAAUGUAUAUUGGAUUGCACUAUCGGUUUUAAUAAUGGAAAAAUACAUAUUGAGA
Prunus mume (Japanese apricot) is the source of this 2613-nucleotide messenger RNA. The record is from RefSeq and is a predicted model, not a curated record. Lineage: Eukaryota; Viridiplantae; Streptophyta; Magnoliopsida; Rosales; Rosaceae.